AUGUCUCAUCACAAAGCAGCAGCGUCCGGAGAGCAAGACCAAGAUGAGCAUAUAGAGUCUGUUGACAAUUCUACUCGUCAGGACAGGGAGAACAUAGUUGGGCCUGGACAUGAUAGAGCCCUAGACCUUAUAGCAGAUGCAGGACACUCAUCUGUCCUCACAGCUGAGAACAACGCCCGAGUGCUUCGAAAGAUCGACCUGAGGCUUUUACCCAUUCUUCUUGGGAUAUAUUUCUUGCAGCAACUCGACAAGUCGAGUCUUUCAUAUGCAUCCAUUUUGGUCUCGUCGAGACAGCUAACCUCCAUGGACAGCAUCAAAGUUCCAAUUGGAAAGUUUCUGGCAUGCACAACCCUUUGCUGGGGCAUAGCCCUGACCUGUAUGACCCCGGCAAAUACCUUUGCGGGCUUGUUGGUCUGCCGGAUGUUUUUGGGACUCUUUGAAGCCGGUAUACCUGCUUGUUUCAUUGCGGUAACGCAAAUGUGGUAUCGGCGAAUUGAACAACCAGUCCGACUUGGCUCAUGGUAUGCUAUGAACGGUGUGGUGUACAUGUUUGGUAGUCUGCUCUCGUAUGGUCUGGGCCAUAUAAAGUCCUCGGUUUUUGAGCCCUAUCAGAUUAUCUUCUUAUUCUUCGGUCUCAUAACGAUUGCUUUCUCUGGUCUUAUCCUGUUGUUUAUGCCCGACUCGCCGAUUCAAUCCAAGUUUCUUACCGAGGAAGACAAGCUUUUAGCUAUCGAAAGAUUACGCAUGAACCAACAAGGUAUUGAGACGCAUGAAUGGAAGUGGGACCAUGUCAAAGAGGCUUGUCUCGACAUAAAGUCCUUUUUCUGGUUUGCCCUGAUGUUUGCAGUAUCGAUUCCCAGCGGUGGUAUCUCGACAUUUGGCCCAUUGAUCAUCGAGGCGUUCGGUUUCGACCAAUUUGAAACAAUCCUAUUCAACAUACCGUUUGGUGCUGUCCAGCUCGUAGCAACAAUGGGGGGAGCGUGGCUAGCGACUAAACUAAAAAUGAAGGGACCUGUUAUAGCCCUUUUAUCUUUACCUGCCAUUGCAGGUUGCGUCAUGCUGCUGGAGCUUCCUCGUGAUGGCCAUCACAAUGGGGCAUUGCUUGCGGGAUAUUACAUCAUCUCUGUGUAUCCUGGAAUUACGCCCAUGGUCUAUUCGUGGUCUGCAGGAAACACCGCAGGUGAGACGAAGAAAAAGAUUGUGAAUGGCAUAGUCCUUGUUGGACAAUGUGCCGGUAAUGUUCUUGGCUCAAAUCUGUACACAACCACAGAUGCGCCCUUAUAUAGACGUGGUUUACUAUCCAACCUUGCAAUGUUCUGUCUCCUCGUCUUGCUUCCCAUGAUGAAUAUGGCAUACCUGUAUUUCCUCAACAAGCAGCAUGAGAAGAAACGAGUGAGUAUGGGUAAGAGUGCAAAGAUUAUCGACCAUUCGAUGCAAGCUGUUGGUUCAGUGCCAGUGGACAAAACCGAGCCUCAGCAGCCCGCAGUGAGCGAAGACAACGCGUUCAAAGAUCUCACGGACUGGGAGAACGAAGACUUUAUCUACGUUUACUGA
This is a messenger RNA of Aspergillus bombycis, 1554 nucleotides long. RefSeq names its product putative MFS transporter. The record is from RefSeq and is a predicted model, not a curated record. Lineage: Eukaryota; Fungi; Ascomycota; Eurotiomycetes; Eurotiales; Aspergillaceae. Gene Ontology annotation, biological process: transmembrane transport. The coding region runs from base 1 to 1554 and encodes 517 amino acids. Gene Ontology annotation, molecular function: transmembrane transporter activity. The transcript has 13 exons. Gene Ontology annotation, cellular component: membrane.